AACACAACCCGUCCAAAACACUAGGGUUUUGAAGGUUUCGUCCUUCGUAUAAAGUGCCGGAGUAUCACUAAUCUUCAAAGCUAGCAGCUGGUAGCGAAGCUCCACUCGUUCUGCUCGGUGACCUCGUCGUCGUUGUCGUGUUUAAGUCAUGAAGCAUAACAAUGUUAUUCCGAAUGGACACUUCAAGAAGCACUGGCAGAACUAUGUGAAGACCUGGUUCAAUCAGCCAGCACGCAAGACCAGGAGAAGAAUUGCAAGGCAAAAGAAGGCUGUGAAGAUUUUCCCCAGACCAACUGCUGGAACUCUUCGCCCUAUUGUCCAUGGUCAGACACUCAAAUACAACAUGAAAGUUAGGUCUGGUAGAGGAUUCUCCCUUGAGGAGCUCAAGGCUGCAGGUAUCCCUAAGAAACUGGCUCCAACAAUUGGUAUUGCUGUCGAUCAUCGUCGCAGGAAUCGGUCACUUGAGGGGCUUCAAACUAAUGUUCAAAGGUUAAAGACCUACAAGGCCAAAUUAGUCGUCUUCCCAAGACGUGCUCGCAAGGUCAAGGCUGGUGAUUCUGCCCCCGAGGAAUUGGCUACGGCAACACAAGUCCAUGGUGCUUACAUGCCUAUUGCACGUGAGAAGCCAUCAGUUGAUCUUGUCAAGGUUACUGAAGAGAUGAAGUCGUUCAAUGCCUAUGGCAAGCUACGUGUGGAGCGGACGAACGAGCGUCACAUUGGUGCAAGGAUGAAGAGGGCUGCAGAGGCUGAGAAGGAGGAAAAGAAGUAGUGAGGUUUAUCUUGGUUGAUUUACUUGUCCCAUCUUUUUGAGUCCUAUUUAGUUAAUCCUUGCAUUUGCUUUGAACUUUUUAGCUAUAGCAUUCAAUGUCAGCUGAGUAUCAAUUUCAACACUGGUUACUUUGUUGAUGAGAUUUUAAGAAUGUUUAAAAUUAUUUUCUUGGUGCUGACCUAA
Molecule: messenger RNA, 952 nt
Organism: Nicotiana tabacum (common tobacco)
Lineage: Eukaryota; Viridiplantae; Streptophyta; Magnoliopsida; Solanales; Solanaceae
Product: large ribosomal subunit protein eL13z
Biological process (GO): translation
Cellular component (GO): cytosolic large ribosomal subunit; ribosome
Molecular function (GO): structural constituent of ribosome; RNA binding
Source: RefSeq, a predicted model, not a curated record